This is a messenger RNA of Nymphaea colorata (pocket water lily), 839 nucleotides long. RefSeq lists its product as uncharacterized. The record is from RefSeq and is a predicted model, not a curated record. The transcript has a single exon. NCBI's taxonomy places the organism in Eukaryota, Viridiplantae, Streptophyta, Magnoliopsida, Nymphaeales, Nymphaeaceae. The coding region runs from base 107 to 580 and encodes 157 amino acids.
CCCCCACCAUCCCCUCUCUCUCUCUCUCUCUCUCUCUCUCUCUCUCUCUCUUUACUUUCUGUGCUUCAGAGUGGAGGAUCUGCUCCCGAUAAACAAGAAAAGGAGAAUGACGACCGAUGGCUCACUUUUCCGGUGGCAGAAACAGGGCUCGGUGGCGGGAGGGGCCGGAGGUCGGCCGGUCAGGUGGCAGGAGUGCGCCACCGGGAAAGGGCACCAGCACCGAUCGGGCUGCUACCUACCACCGCCUAACUGGAGAAAGCUGGUCAGGAAGCUUAAGAAGCAAAGCCGGUGCCUCUGCUCGGAGGCCACGGCCGGCAGCAGGCCAGCCGCCUUCCACUGCCACUACGACCCAAUGAGCUACGCCCAGAACUUCGACAGGGGCCUCUCAGCCGCCGGCUCCGAGGACUCCGACCACUUCCGUGCCUUCUCCGCCAGGUUCGUCAUGACCCCGCCCCCCAAGACCCCUCCGCCGCAGCUUGCAGCCGGUGCCGCCAUCGCCACCUCCGCAACCACGACCACAACACCAAACAGCGUUGCCACUACCACCACCAACAACCACCACCACCUCCAUCACCAUUAGAGAUCUCCACGACUUUCUCAUCGCGAAUCUUCUUCAUGGUUUCCUAUUUCUUCUUUCCUCUUUUGAUGUGGAGAAGCUAGAUCUUGAUAUGUAUUUUCCUCAUUUACCUUUUGUAAUUUAAUCCGAGCCUCUCAUCCCAGUAGGUUCCAAUCAAUCGAGAAGUAAUACAGUUCUAGAACUCUCUCUGUAAAAUCCCUUCGUUUCUUUCCCUUCAUCAUGAAUUGAUGGGAAUCAUCAGAAAGUUUUGCCAUCUUUCCCA